AUCUGAAACAGGAAAAGGAUGAAGCUACUGGUUUGUUCAUCCGCAGAAUUCAACAUCGGAUGUGAUCAGGCUUCCGCAUCAUGUUUACAGCACAAAAUGGGUGACAUGUCUAUACAUCUAUGAUGGUGUUAGGUCGAAAUCCUCUCAUUUGAUUUCUCCAUGUCAAUCGCAUCAGUCCUAUCUGUUGUGUGGGCAACGAUAGCAACCCAAGGACUCGGUGGAAUCGACAACUUCAGUUCUGUGGAGGUGCAGUUCGAAGUUGUUGGAAGUGAACCCGUCACACAGUACGUGAGGACGAAACCGGCACGUAUACGACCCGAAAUUUCCUGCGUCAACCAUAAGACGAAUUGCAGCAAGAUCCUCUUCGAUGGAGUCGACGAUGUGUGGGUGCUGGAAGAGGAGCGGGAAAGGAAAGGGGGGAGGCGGAGGCGGCGACGAGGAGCAGCAGCAGUCGUCGCCUUGGAAUCUGUUCAUCGAUCUCAAGGUGUUGGAGGCCGCUACCGAUAACUUCUCAGAAGCCAAUCUCCUCGGACAGGGCGGCUUCGGCCCCGUUUAUAAGGGGGUGAUGAAGAAUGGGCCGGAGAUAGCAGUGAAGAAGCUGUCGUUGCACUCUCGGCAGGGGGUGCGGGAGUUCACCAACGAGGUCAGGCUACUGCUCAAAGUCCAACACCGGAAUCUGGUUUCGUUGCUUGGCUGCUGCGUCGCCUCCGAUCAGAAGAUGCUCGUCUACCCCUACUUCCCAAACCGAAGCCUCGAUCACUUCCUCUUUGAUAAGCGCAGAACGGCAUCACUGGAUUGGUCGAAACGUUUUGAGAUUAUUGUGGGAGUGGCAAAGGGCCUUCUGUACCUCCAUGAAGAGUCUCCAGUGAAGAUCAUCCACAGGGACAUCAAAGCCAGCAACAUUCUACUUGAUGACCGAUUGAACCCAAAGAUAGCUGACUUUGGCAUGGCGAGACUCUUCCAAGGGGAUGAUACGCAUGUCAAUACAUUUAAGGUUUCUGGUACCUACGGCUACAUGGCACCGGAGUAUGCACUGAGCGGCUAUCUGUCAGCGAAGGCUGAUGUCUUCAGCUUUGGGGUAUUGAUGUUGGAGAUCGUGAGCGGGAGGAAAAAUAUCGACAAAAAGCUGGACGAAGAGCGGAUCGACCUACUGAGCUACACAUGGAAGCUCUUCGAGGAAGGUAAAGCAUUGGAGAUCGUGGAUCCUAGUAUUUCCACUUGGGACCGUGAUGAAGCCGCAUUGUGUAUCCAAGUCGCACUGUUGUGCUGCCAAGCCGUGGUUUCUGUCAGACCUGAGAUGCACGGUGUCCGUCUCAUGCUAUCGAGUGAUUCGUUCUCGUUGCCGAAGCCAGGAAGGCCUGGAACUCGUGGAAGAGAAGGGCGAUGGACAAGCACCGCCACAUCAACUCUCACCAGGACAAGCGCAAACAGUACUGCUGCUUCCACUGGUACUGAUGCCACCAAGUCUUCUUCCAUCUUUUACGGCAUAGCUGAAGACUUCUCUCGCAAUUCUAUCUCCGUAUCGUUUACUACGGAGGGCCGGUGAAAUGAACUCUUCCUCCUUCCCACUC
Messenger RNA from Musa acuminata AAA Group (dessert banana), 1571 nucleotides. Its product is annotated as cysteine-rich receptor-like protein kinase 44. The record is from RefSeq and is a predicted model, not a curated record. Lineage: Eukaryota; Viridiplantae; Streptophyta; Magnoliopsida; Zingiberales; Musaceae. Gene Ontology annotation, molecular function: protein serine/threonine kinase activity; ATP binding. Bases 368 to 1546 code for a protein of 392 amino acids. The transcript is spliced from 7 exons. Gene Ontology annotation, cellular component: plasma membrane. Gene Ontology annotation, biological process: protein phosphorylation.